UAAUAAGUUAAAUGUAAGGAAAAGCCAAAAAAGGAUAAAGGAAAGCAAAAGCAGGUCAUUCAUUCCGUUAAGAGCUUAGUGAAAAGUAAAAGAAGGAUAUCAAAGAAGCUUUUGACUUAUUCGAUGUUGAUGGAUCAGGUUGUUACAAAAAUUUAAUUAUUUAUAGGUACGAUUGAUGAAAAAGAAUUAAAAGUAGCUCUACGUGCUUUAGGCUUUGAACCAGGAAAAGAAGAAAUCUAAAACUUAAAAUAAAAUCUUAAUAAUAACAACGAUUCAAAGGAAAAUAAAAAUACAAUUGAUUUCAAUGAGUUUCUUCAAAUCAUGACAGAGAAAAUGGUAUACAUUUUAUGUUGAUUGGUAUUUAGAAUGCAAAAGAAUCUUAGGAAGAAAUAGAAAGAGCUUUUCAUUUAUUUUCUUAAGGUAAUGAUAAUUUCAUCACUUUUGAAAACUUAAAAAAGGUAGCUCUUGAAUUAGGAGAAACAAUGUCAGAUGACGAAUUAAAAUUGAUGAUUUAGGAAGCUAAUAGCAAAAACCCAAGGUAAAAUCAUUGAAAUAUAUAUGUUAGUUAAGGGUAUGUGACAAAGGAUUAAUUUUAUGAUGUUUUAUCCAGAGCGACUAAUUAAUGA
Molecule: messenger RNA, 626 nt
Organism: Paramecium octaurelia
Lineage: Eukaryota; Ciliophora; Oligohymenophorea; Peniculida; Parameciidae
Source: the annotation of a GenBank genome assembly